Molecule: messenger RNA, 3510 nt
Organism: Halichondria panicea
Lineage: Eukaryota; Metazoa; Porifera; Demospongiae; Suberitida; Halichondriidae
Exons: 7
Coding region: 170-3214 (1014 amino acids)
Molecular function (GO): protein binding
Source: RefSeq, a predicted model, not a curated record
AAAAGGGGCGUAUCUCCUAACUCAGGUGAGGGGCGUAUCUCAUCUCAAAACAAAGCUUUGUGUGGUGCUAUAUAUAUAUCUGAAAGCUGAAGUAACUCUGCCGAUCAGGCUAUAAUCUUGCAGCUACUAGUCCCUGGCCGCCCCAGGGCAGGUCAGGAAGGUCAGGACAAUGGCAACAAGUCAUGACCCGGGUAGGCAACUCUAUCAGGCUUCUCAUGAUGGUCGUGUGGACGAGGUGGAGAGGCUGCUGGCUAGAGGAGCUCCUGUAGACUCGAGGAACUGGUUUGGAUACACCGCUCUCCAUGUAGCAAACCACCCUGAUAUAGUGAAGAUACUCACACAGCAAGAUGGCAUCGAUAUCAAUGUACAGGCUAAUAAUGCUAAGAACACUCCCCUGCACACAGCCUGCUACAAGGGACACCUGAAGUGUGUCCAGUUACUGAUGGCAACUGGACAGUGUGACCUAGGAGCUGUGAACCAUGUUGGACUAACUCCACUGGGACUGGCAGUCAGAUGGGGGAGGCUGGACACUAUCAAGUACCUCAUCACAGAGUGCAAUGUGAAUAUCAAUAAUGUUCUUCUACUUGCCUGCCAGUAUGGGGUUACCAAAAUCGUGGAAUAUCUUUUGAAUGACGUUGUUGGCUGUGAUCCCAAUAUCAAAGAUGACGAUGGACACACACCACUCUUUCUUGCAGGGAACAAGGGCGUUAUUCUACUCUUGCUGCAACACGGAGCUACUGCUGAAAAUGCAUAUUCCCAGCAUCGCAAAGCUCUUGGUAAAGUGUUUUCAAAGGAUCCUUUGAAAAAUCCAGUGAAGAUACUUGUUAUCGGUCAUGGUGGAGAAGGAAAGAGCACUCUCAUUGAAGCAAUGGAACACGAGCCAACUGCACUCACAUCUCUAGUCAACAUCUUCGUCUCUCCUAAAGAAGUCGAUGGAGUCAGCCAGAAAACAGCCGGAAUCAUCCCUCGAUUAUUCAAGAGCCGUGUCUUUGGAGAUGUGUUGGUCUAUGACUUUGCUGGUCAAGAGGUCUACUACAGCAGUCACGCUGCCAUUAUCAAGACAGCAGUUGAUGCAUGUCGGCCCAUUAUUGUACUAGUCCUAGGGCUCCAUAAAGAUGACGCCUUCACCACUCACUCUGCCUCCUAUUGGUUGGGCAUCAUUGCCAACCAGUGUGCCAAUAUGGAGGGCAAAGCUCCACUCAUUGUGGUAGGUAGCUAUGCUGAUUGCUUAACCGAUAAACGGAAGAUUGCCAAGAAAGAAGAGAUUGUUUUGCAAGCUGUUUCGAGAUAUCCGACCCUGGAUCUGCUAAAGUUCAUUCCCAUGGAUAAUCGCUACUCCAACUCUAGUGGCAUGAAGAUAUUGCGCGCCACUGUCGGCCCUGCUUGCACCAGCAUUCGAUCAACGUUGGCUGUUUCUUUAAAUGCACACAUGUUUCUGAUUUACCUUGUUGGCAAGGAUGAGAUUGCGUUAUCACUGGAGCAAGUUCAGCAACAAAUAAAAGAGGAAUCCAGUCAAGCCCUCUCCAAGAAGCACAAAGAAGUUGUACCAUUCAUUCCGACAACCAUUCCUCUUCUGGUUGAUAUCUGUGUUCAGCUCAAUGACAAAGGUCACAUCCUCUUCCUAAACAACACCAGCUCACCAGAGAAGAGCUUCAUUGUCAUCAAGAAAGAAGAGCUCAUGGGUAAAGUCAAUGGUUCCAUAUUUGCUCCAGAAGAUUUUGAUCAGCACUGUCAACUCUCCACAAGCACUGGUGUUGUACCGUGCUCCAAGCUGGCUGCUCACUUGCCUAACUUGGACACUAACAUGCUCACUGGAUUUUUGGUUAAUCUCGAGUUUGCUGUGCCCAUUGAAGACCCGGAAGUCCUCCGUCUUAUCAAUCAGCAUCGAACAGACGCUGGUGAGUCCAUAUCACCUGAAGAGAAAUAUCUCUUCUGUCCCGCCCUCAUCCGGUUAGAAGUUGACACGAAAGUGUUCAAGCAUCGCGAUGACCUUGCUUAUCAUUUUGGUUGGGUGAUGUCAUGCUCUCACAAGGACCAGUUUCUGGAUGCUCGAUUUCUACAUGUCCUUUUGCUUCGAAUAUCUCUUUCUUUGAAGCUUGCUCCAGUGAUAGAUCCUGACAUCCCAUCUCUACAACGCAAAUGUUCAGUCUGGAAGACUGGUGUUUGCUGGGGCACUGCUGACGGUAUCAAAGUUUUGGUGGAGGUCAUGAACAAGAAGAAAGUGGUUGUUUUGAUUCAAGCUCACCAUCUCUCACUGCAUUUAGAUCUAUUCAAGCUGCGCUCUACUGUAAUGAAGAAAGUUGUUGACAUCUCCACUGAGUUAUGCUCUACUGUAGUCACUGAGGAGGCCCUCCUUCCUCCUCACAGUGUGACCUACCCUCUGGAAGAUACACACGUCUUUGAUCUCAAGUCCCUUGCUGAAAGUGUAAUCAACCAAAAUUUGUUUGUUGUAUCUACUAACAACGUAGACAACAUUCCAUUGAGUGAUCUGCUCAAAUCUGAAGUGUACGCUGAUCUCGGUGAGAAUAUUCUACAGCUUCUGUUCAAUCCAGCACACAAGGAACUGUCUGAUCAAUUCAUCUUGGCCGUUGCAACUUGUUGGAACAAGAAUCCUCGAUUGGCUGAUAUCGUACGCACAGCUAUUACUGAGAAUGCCAGCGCUGUAUUUCAAGAGUGCAAUAAUCUCAAUGAUGUUCUAAAAGUCUGGAAAAGCACCAAAGAUUCUAGUUUUGAAGCAUUGAGAAGAAUUCUGGAUCCACUUAGUGUGUUUGCUGGACGAAACCCUCUCGAACUGGCUGGUGUUGCUGCUAAGGAGACUAGUGAUGAUCUACUACCAGCCCCCAGACCAACACCAAACUGUCUAGGUACAGGACCAGCUGCUAGUCGAGUCACUCUCCAAAAUCUAGUGAGCAGAUACAGUCUGACUGACGAGCAGCUCAAUAGUGAAAUAGGGGACUCUGAUAUUCCCUACCUGGCCGAAUAUUUUGAUGGUGUAAAGAUCUAUUCGAGUGCAAUGGGACUGACUCCUGCACAACAGGCCGAUGUGAAUAGGUUGUACUGUUAUGAAGGAACUCAAGUAGCCAUGACUGAAUGCUUGAUUCUCUGGAAAAGACACGAUCCUUUCGCAGCAACUCACAAAGCUCUACUGGAGUUGUUACUGGGACUGAGAAAAGACAAGAUAGCUAAUGAUAUCUGUCAGCACUUGACUCAAUGAGGUAUCACUGUCUAAUGACAUUGUCACGUGUGGAGAGGUGUACAGGAACACUUGCUCAAGUAACUCUGUGUAGAAUGUUUGAUACUCACAAUUUAUUUAGUUUGCAAAUAGCUUCAUAAAAUUAAUAAUUAUAGAAUAAUUAUAGUAUUUUUAUUGUGUUUAUUGUGUCUCAUAAAAAUCAAGUUUUUAUAAUUAUUUUCUAAGCAUGCACUUGGUAUUUAUAAUCAAUACACAAUUUUUGUAGUUCAUUUAAAUUUAACAAUUGACAUUAUAAUCAAAGUAAUGGUUGACCACGA